AUGAUUUAUAGUUUCAGCUUCGAGGCAUAUCACUGGGUUCAAAGCAUGGUGUUUGUUAUCAAAGUGAUUAAUGAAAAUCCUGCUCUUCUACCAAACCUCACCCUGGGAUUCAGGAUUUAUGACACCUGCCAGACAGUGGCAAGGACACUUCAUGGCACUCUGUGGAUGCUGACCGGUGAGGAUGUACCUGUCCCAAACUACCACUGUCAUGGACACACUGUGUCAUCAUUAGCAGCCAUCAUUGGAGAUUCUUCUUCUUCCUGUACAGUACCAAUGGCACAGCUACUUGGGCUCUACCGACAUCCUCAGAUCAGUUAUUUUGCAACAAGCCCCCUCCUGAAUGACAGACAGCAGUAUCCAUCAUUUUAUCGAACUAUCCCAAGUGACGAGUUCCAGGCCCGAGGACUCGCACAGCUGGUAAAUUACUUUGGCUGGACAUGGGUGGGCAUACUAGCAGAAGACGAUGAGUAUGGAAAAGAGGGGACCAGAAUACUUAAAGCAGAGAUUAUCAAGGCUGGAGGGUGUAUAGCUUUUGAAGAAACUGUUCCCUUCCUCUGCUCUGAAAAGAAGGCGAAGCAAAUAGCUGACAUAAUUGAACGAUCAUCAGCAACUACCAUUGUGGCAUUCUGUUUUGAUUCCUACAUGAUACCAGUGAUGGACGAAAUUUCUAGAAAGAAGAUAAUCAGAAAAGUAUGGGUUGCUAGUGAGUCUUGGUCAAGUUCAUCCAGCCUUUCCCAUCCAAAGUACAUACAGCCUCUUAGUGGGACAAUAGGAUUUGCAGUCCGAACAUGUCACAUUCUUGGACUUGAGAAGUUUCUAUUACGAAUAAGCCCAUUGCUGUAUCCAGAAGACAUAUUUGUUAAAAUUUUCUGGAAAGAAGCCUUUGGAUGUGUAUGGCCUAGUUCAGACACCAACCAAUCCGCUGGCACAGUAGAUACUGUGGUGAAGCCUUGCACUGGGACAGAGAGGCUGGAAAUGGUCAACAAUGCCUACACAGAUGUAUCUGCUUUACGAAUCACCUGCAACAUCUACAAUGCAAUAUACACUGUGGCAAAUGCUCUGCAUGACUUGAGUGUGUGUAACCCAGGAGAAGGGCCAUUUCAUAAUGGGACAUGUGCCAGCAUUGACAGUUAUGAACCGUGGCAGCUUAUCCACUACAUUAACCAUCUGCGUUUUGUCAACAGUGAUGGUGAGGAGGUGUACUUUGAUCGUAAUGGUAACAGUCAAGCUUUGUAUGACAUCUUAAACUGGCAGAUAUCUCCCGAUGGCACAAUUCAGUUUGUACAGGUCGGAAGGUUUAAUGGAAGUGCACCUCAAGGCCAAGAGCUGGUCUUCAAUGCCAGUAGUAUUGUGUGGUCUGUAGGACAUAGACAGGUGCCUCACUCUUUCUGCAGUGAAAGCUGUCAAACUGGCUACAGAAAGGCCUCUCAAAGUGGACAACCUUUGUGCUGUUUUGACUGCUUACCGUGUUCUCAAGGAGAGAUUGCAAACCAGACUGAUUCUGUUAACUGCAUCAGAUGUCCAGAUGACCACUGGCCAAAUUUCAGACAAGAUCGAUGCCUCCCAAGAACUACAGAGUUUCUUUCGUAUGAAGAGAGUUUGGGCACUGCAUUAGCUGUCAUGUCUGUCAUCUGCUUCUUAUUUCCUGUCAUAGUGAUUGGUGUUUUUGUCAAAUAUCGGGGCACUCCAGUUGUUAAAGCCAACAACAGGGAACUUAGCUACAUGGUUCUCUUUGCUCUCAUGCUGUGUUCUCUCUGCUCAUUAAUUUUUAUUGGUCAGCCAACAACACUGACAUGCAUGUUCAGACAGCCUACCUUUGGUGUAGUGUUCUCCUUUUCAAUCUCUUGUGUUCUUGCAAAGACUGUCACAGUUGUCAUGGCUUUUAAUGCCACAAAACCAAAUAGUAGCUUAAAGCAAUUCAUGGGUCCAAAGCUACCAGCAGCAAUAAACCUUACCUGCAGCCUUACGCAACUCAUAAUUUGCAUCAUCUGGCUGGUGACAUCACCUCCAUUUGUAGAAUAUAAUACAAAAAUUCAGGUUGGCAAGAUAAUAAUUCAGUGCAAUGAAGGCUCUCCCUAUGCAUUCUGGGGUAUGCUGGGAUACAAUGGACUUCUGGCAGCUAUGAGCUUUACUGUAGCUUUCCUGGCCAGGAAACUGCCUGACAGUUUUAAUGAAGCUAAAUUUAUUACCUUCAGCAUGAUUGUUUUCCUCAGUGUAUGGCUGUCGUUCAUCCCAGCUUACCUCAGUACUUCAGGAAAAUACAUGGCUGGUGUUGAGGUAUUUGCUAUCCUUUCUUCAAGUGCAGGGCUGCUUGUAUGUAUAUUUUUUCCAAAGUGCUACAUUAUUUUGUUAAGACCUGAAAUGAAUUCUAAAGAUUAUCUGAUGGGAAAAAAAAUCUGCAUACAGUAA
Protopterus annectens (West African lungfish) is the source of this 2409-nucleotide messenger RNA. Its product is annotated as extracellular calcium-sensing receptor-like. The record is from RefSeq and is a predicted model, not a curated record. The transcript is spliced from 5 exons. The coding region runs from base 1 to 2409 and encodes 802 amino acids. NCBI's taxonomy places the organism in Eukaryota, Metazoa, Chordata, Ceratodontiformes, Protopteridae. Gene Ontology annotation, biological process: G protein-coupled receptor signaling pathway. Gene Ontology annotation, cellular component: membrane. Gene Ontology annotation, molecular function: G protein-coupled receptor activity.